Molecule: messenger RNA, 868 nt
Organism: Dufourea novaeangliae
Lineage: Eukaryota; Metazoa; Arthropoda; Insecta; Hymenoptera; Halictidae
Gene: Rab9Fa
Product: ras-related protein Rab-30
Exons: 5
Coding region: 96-713 (205 amino acids)
Cellular component (GO): trans-Golgi network
Molecular function (GO): GTP binding; GTPase activity
Source: RefSeq, a predicted model, not a curated record
UGAACGACCACAGAAGAUUGCACACCUGUGUUGUGCUUACCAAAUGCAUCGUUAGUUUUCUGCAGGAUUCCUGACCGUAACGCGGCACGAAUGUGAUGGAGGAUUAUAAAUUUCUCUUUAAAGUUGUUCUCGUGGGAAAUGCGGGCGUCGGCAAGAGUUGCCUCGUGCGCAGAUUUACCCAGGGAUUAUAUCCCCCUGGUCAAGGUGCAACAAUAGGUGUUGAUUUUAUGAUUAAGACUGUAGAAGUAGAAAAUGAGAAAGUUAAGCUUCAAAUCUGGGACACUGCUGGACAAGAAAGGUUUCGUUCAAUAACUCAAAGUUAUUAUAGAUCAGCUCAUGCUUUGAUUUUAGUGUACGACAUUUCUUGUCAGCCUACAUUUGAUUGUUUACCAGAUUGGUUGAGAGAAAUUGAAGAAUAUGCCAGUAAUAAAGUUCUUAGGAUAUUAGUAGGUAAUAAAAUUGAUCGAGAGGAUAGGGAGAUACCGACACAUGUAGGAGAAGAUUUUGCACAAAGACAUGGAAUGUACUUUUUGGAAACUUCUGCCAAAGAAGCAGAGAAUGUGGAACGAUUGUUUAUGGAAAUAGCAGCUGAACUCAUGGAGCAAGCACGCAGUAAGGAGUUACCCAGAUAUGAAACAAAUACAACAUCACUAAAUGGAAAAACAACAUCAAUUGGUGAUACAAGUAACUGUGGUUGUAGUCGACUUUCUUAAGUAGAUUUUAUAUGUAACAUUAAGUCAUUCGACAAACACAAAUUUUCAGUUGCUAAAUAUGUACUUAGGACACUAUCUUACAGUUUUUAUAGAAAACAGAGGUUGAAUAUGAUAUUAAUCAAUCUUUUAGAUUUUAAAGAAAAGAGAAUUCUCAU